Molecule: messenger RNA, 1229 nt
Organism: Cajanus cajan (pigeon pea)
Lineage: Eukaryota; Viridiplantae; Streptophyta; Magnoliopsida; Fabales; Fabaceae
Product: thylakoid lumenal protein (Mog1/PsbP/DUF1795-like photosystem II reaction center PsbP family protein)
Biological process (GO): photosynthesis
Cellular component (GO): extrinsic component of membrane; photosystem II oxygen evolving complex; photosystem II
Molecular function (GO): calcium ion binding
Source: RefSeq, a predicted model, not a curated record
UUACCGUAUCCACAAAAUUCUUAAAGCUCGGCAUACCUAUUAUUAGGACCUCAACUUCUGCAUUAAUCUUCCCAUCGGACAUCGGUUCCUAUGAUUUUCUGCAAUCUUGUUUUCUGAGUUGACGAAAUUCUUUUCCCCUUUCUCUAGCAUCCUAAAGUAACCAAUAAGCACAUAAACCUUCGUGGACAUGGCAACAGCCUUGUCCACGACCAGUGUGCUUCGCUGGAGGAAUCCACAGCACAUGCAUAUCUCACCCUCUUCACAGACACUUUGCCACUCCUCACUCCAAAAUGGAACUUUAAGAACUGUAGCUGCUUCAGCCUCAAAAGACAUCAACAGAGAAAGUGAGAAGGGUUCUUCUUUGUUGGUGAACAGAAGAACAGUCUUGGCUUCUGGGGUUUCCUUGUUGGGCUUCCCGGGUGAGAGUUUGGCCGUGGUGAAACAAGGCCUUCUAGCAGGGAGAAUUCCUGGUCUGUCUGAACCAGAUGAACAAGGCUGGAGGACAUAUCGCAGGCCAGAUGAAAAGUCAGGAGGACAUGGGGUUGGAUGGAGUCCUAUUAUCCCAUACAGCUUCAGAGUGCCUGAAGAAUGGGAAGAGGUACCAGUAUCAAUAGCAGAUCUUGGUGGCACAGAGAUAGAUUUGAGAUUUGCCAGCUCUAAGGAAGGACGUUUGUUUGUCAUUGUUGCCCCUGUUCUUAGAUUCUCUGAUAAUCUUGGUGACAAUGCUACAAUAGAAAAAAUUGGACCUCCAGAGAAAGUGAUCAAUGCUUUUGGUCCGGAAAUGAUUGGGGAAAAUGUGGAAGGGAAGGUUCUAAGUUCUAAUGUAGCAGAACAUGAAGGAAGAACAUAUUAUCAGUUUGAGCUAGAGCCUCCUCAUAUUUUCAUUACUGCCACUGCAGCCGGCAAUCGCUUAUAUUUGUUUGGUGUAACAGGCAGUGGUCUUCAGUGGAAGAGACACUACGAUGAUUUGAAGAAGAUAGCUGAGUCUUUUCGGGUCGUAUAAUUAGAAUCCUCUGUGAACUAAGAGAUCAUUGAAAUGCAGCUUUCCGUAUUUGUAGUAUAGUACAACGAAGAGGUUGUUUCCCACUACUUUGUCUGAUUGGGAUUUAUGUGAAUCGAGAGAUCAUAUAUGUUAAAUCUUUGAACCUUCAAUAUACCAAACCAGUUUUGUUACAUUUGGUAGGUGUCAUUCUACCUUCUAAGUAUACAUCAAAUACUAUGAAACUUUA